Messenger RNA from Alosa alosa (allis shad), 1119 nucleotides. RefSeq names its product ADP-ribosylation factor-like protein 3. NCBI's taxonomy places the organism in Eukaryota, Metazoa, Chordata, Actinopteri, Clupeiformes, Clupeidae. The record is from RefSeq and is a predicted model, not a curated record. Gene Ontology annotation, molecular function: GTP binding; GTPase activity. Gene Ontology annotation, cellular component: cytoplasm; microtubule cytoskeleton. The coding region runs from base 161 to 709 and encodes 182 amino acids. The transcript is spliced from 6 exons. Gene Ontology annotation, biological process: cilium assembly.
AACUUUUACUUAACUAUCAUAUACAUCCCAUUGAAAAUCACGCUAGAGCGAGCGAGCGCUGUAGAGUCUGACUGACAGCUUUGUCAGGCCAGUGAUGUCAAAUCCCUGAAUCUGUGGGACAGUGCAUGCAUGUAGCCAGUCGCGCUGACCGCACCACAGCAUGGGUUUAUUAUCAGUCCUGCGGAGGUUUAAGAACACUCCGGACCAGGAAGUGAGGAUCCUGCUACUGGGGCUGGACAAUGCUGGCAAAACGACCCUGCUGAAACAGCUCGCCUCUGAAGACAUCAGCCACAUAACCCCCACACAGGGCUUCAAUAUCAAGAGUGUGCAAACCCAGGGCUUCAAGCUCAACGUGUGGGACAUCGGAGGUCAGAGGAAGAUCCGUCCCUACUGGAGAAACUACUUUGAGAACACAGACCUACUGAUCUACGUCAUUGACAGUGCCGACAGAAAGCGCUUUGAGGAAACAGCUGAGGAGCUGGCUGAGCUGCUUGACGAGGAGAAGCUGAGCAUGAUUCCCAUGCUGAUCUUUGCCAAUAAGCAGGACCUGAUGACGGCGGCCACCCCGGCCGAACUGGCCGAAGGGCUCAACCUGCACACCAUCCGAGACCGGAUCUGGCAGAUCCAGGCCUGCUCCGCCCUCACCGCCGAGGGAGUGCAGGAUGGAAUGAUAUGGCUAUGCAAGUGUAUACCCACUAGAAGGAAAUAACCAUGGGAAGGAACCAUUAAGGUUUGAAGAAUUUGAAUAUUCUGAACGCCAACAAAACGGCAUUGUGUAGCAACUAUUUAUUUCCAUAGAGAUGACAAAUAUCAUGAUGUCUGAUGAUCUGCUUUUUGUCUUCUGUCAUGGUACAUGAUCACAUCUCAAAUCAUUAUUCUUUUUGAUAACUGGAUGACUUAUGUAUACUAAUAGUAGUGACUAUGUUAUACUUGUUUGCACUAUAAUAGACUGCAGUCUCAGAGGAACUUAAAUAACCAUUUUAUUUUGAUGGUCGUUUUGAUACAAUAUGCACUUAUGCACUGUAAAAAUAAAGAAGCAGAGGAAUUUACUUUUUUUGUAAAUUGUUUACACUACUGCUGAAUAUCUGACAGUUUUUAAAUAAAGCUGAGUUAUUGUAA